ACCCCUCAUUUCUAUUCUAUAAAAGGAAGACAAUGGAACAAGUAAAGAAACAAAUAGUAACAAGUACUUGAUCACUCUACAACUAUCUUCUUCUUCUUCUUCUUCUUUACUUUCUUCGUCCUCGAGAUUCACACACACAUAUAUAUAUAUAUAUAUAGAGAGAGAGAGAGAGAGAGAGCGAGAUGGGGUUGACGGGGAAGCUGAUCGCGGCAAUAGAGUUCAAGCACGGAGGGGACGUGUUCCACGGAAUUUUCACACAAACACCACAUGAAAUCGCAGACGCGAGUGUUCAUGUUCAUGGCUUUGAAUUGCACGAAGGCGAGCUCGGGAAGGUUGGAUCUGUCAUUUCUUGGCACUACACUCAUGAUGGAAAGAGGCAAGUGGCGAAACAGAUAAUUCAAAAAAUCGAUGAAGAGAACAAGGCGAUGGAGUUCAAGAUGAUAGGCGGAGAUCUAAUGGAACACUUCAAGAACUUUCUUAUUACAUUCCACAUCGAGACCAAGAACAACAUCGACUUGGUCACAUGGACACUCGACUACGAGAUGCUUCAUGAAGAUGUGGUGCACCCGACCACGUUCCUCGCCUACUUCAUCGACGUCACUAAGGACAUCGAGGCUCACCAUGACAAGAAAGCAUGAGUACAUUUGAUGGGGUUGAUGUUGUGAUCAUGAAUGUUUUAUGCAUCUUCAAAGGUUAAUGAUGUGAUAAUUAAUUUGUGAUGUUGUUGUUGUAUUUGGUGUUGUAAUAAGUCAGAGAGUACUUAGCAGCUUUGCUGUCUCUGUCUCUCCCAAUGUUGUGUUGUUAAUGUUUCUGCAUAUGUUUCUUUAAUUUUCUCAUGUGAAGUUUGUUUGAACUACUUGCUACUAUA
Messenger RNA from Andrographis paniculata, 868 nucleotides. Its product is annotated as kirola-like. Gene Ontology annotation, biological process: defense response. The record is from RefSeq and is a predicted model, not a curated record. Lineage: Eukaryota; Viridiplantae; Streptophyta; Magnoliopsida; Lamiales; Acanthaceae. Bases 183 to 638 code for a protein of 151 amino acids. The transcript has 2 exons.